AUGCGUCUCUUCCUCCUCCCCCCCCCCAUCGUGCUCUCCACCCUCGCAGCGGCCGGUCCGCUCCCUCACCUUCUCGGCAACAAUCCCCAAGCCCGCGCACCCGCUCUAUCAAGCCAAGAAAGCAGUCUCACAGCGCCCGUGAAGGCCAGAUCCGUCCACGACGCCAUCCACACGGAUAGCAAGGAAGGCUUCGUCGUCCUGCUCAAGCGUGAUGUUUUUUCGGAUCUGGGGCAUAUUUUCGAUAAGUUCGGGUGCGAUGUUGGGGCGUUGGUUGGUGGGCAGUGCGGUUGUCCGGGCGUGGAGUGUUGA
Letharia columbiana is the source of this 309-nucleotide messenger RNA. RefSeq lists its product as uncharacterized. NCBI's taxonomy places the organism in Eukaryota, Fungi, Ascomycota, Lecanoromycetes, Lecanorales, Parmeliaceae. The transcript is spliced from 2 exons. The record is from RefSeq and is a predicted model, not a curated record. Bases 1 to 309 code for a protein of 102 amino acids.